Gastrolobium bilobum is the source of this 1434-nucleotide messenger RNA. RefSeq names its product aspartyl protease family protein At5g10770-like. Gene Ontology annotation, biological process: proteolysis. The transcript is spliced from 2 exons. NCBI's taxonomy places the organism in Eukaryota, Viridiplantae, Streptophyta, Magnoliopsida, Fabales, Fabaceae. Gene Ontology annotation, molecular function: aspartic-type endopeptidase activity. The record is from RefSeq and is a predicted model, not a curated record. Bases 1 to 1434 code for a protein of 477 amino acids.
AUGGCUAAGGCGACGGCUAUGUUGUCAUUAUUUCUUUCCCUUGUUUCUCUUUAUCUCAUCAUUGCAAAUGGGGUUAGCUCUUUUGAAGAGAAGAAGAUCUUCAAUUUGCAAAUAUUGCAGAGGAAACUACAACUUGAUACCCAGGGUUGCCUCCUCCCGGAAUCAAGACGGGUGAAAUGUGCUAUUAUACUGGAAAUGAAGGAUAGAGGUCACUGCUCAGAGAAGAAAAGUGAUUGGAACAGAAGGCUUAAGAAACAGUUAAUAUUAGAUGAUCUUCGUGUUCGUUCAAUGCAAAACAGGAUUCGAAAAAUGGUCUCUGGUCAUAGUAUAGAAGCUUCAGAAACCCAAAUUCCAUUAGCUUCUGGUAUAAACUUGGAAACUUUAAACUACAUCGUGACUAUUGGAUUGGGUAGCCAGAAUAUGACUGUGACAAUUGACACCGGAAGCGACUUGACAUGGGUCCAAUGUGAGCCUUGCAUGUCAUGUUAUAAUCAACAAGGACCUGUAUUCAAGCCUUCUACCUCCUCUUCAUAUCAAUCAAUUCUGUGCAAUUCAUCAACCUGCCAAUCGCUUCAAUUUGCUGCAGGAAAUACAGGAGCGUGUGGAAGUAGUCCAUCAACUUGUAAUUAUGGGGUUAACUAUGGUGAUGGGUCCUAUACUAAUGGGGAGCUCGGUGUUGAUCACCUUAGUUUUGGAGGUGUUUCAGUGAGUAAUUUUGUAUUUGGUUGUGGUAGAAACAACAAAGGUCUAUUCGGAGGAGUCUCUGGUCUUAUGGGCUUGGGAAGAAGUUACCUCUCAUUGAUAUCUCAAACCAAUGCUACAUUUGGAGGAGUUUUCUCAUACUGUUUACCAACAACUGAGACUGGAGCUUCUGGGUCAUUGAUUAUGGGUAAUGAGUCUUCAGUUUUCAAAAAUGUUACUCCCAUAGCUUACACCAGGUUGGUUCCAAACCCACAGCUAUCCAACUUUUAUAUACUCAAUCUCACCAGUAUAGAUGUUGGUGGUGUGUCUCUGCAAGCUCCAAGCUUUGGCAAUGGUGGGAUCAUAAUUGAUUCCGGGACAGUGAUAACAAGACUGGCUCCACCUCUCUACAAGGCUUUGAAGGCAGAGUUCUUGAAACAGUUUUCUGGUUUCCCUUCAGCACCAGGUUUUUCAAUUUUGGAUACCUGUUUUAAUCUCACUGGGUAUCAAGAAGUAAGCAUGCCUACAAUUAGGAUGUAUUUUGAGGACAAUGCUGAGCUGAAUGUGGAUGUAAGUGGCAUAUUCUAUAUUGUAAAAGAGGAUGCUUCACAAGUUUGUUUGGCUCUUGCAAGUCUUUCUGAUGCAUAUGACAUCGCCAUUAUUGGGAAUUAUCAGCAGAGGAACCAAAGAGUAAUAUAUGAUACCAAGCAGUCCAAAGUGGGAUUUGCAGGGGAGCCAUGCAGUUUCACUUGA